This is a messenger RNA of Peronospora farinosa, 1479 nucleotides long. The record is from the annotation of a GenBank genome assembly. NCBI's taxonomy places the organism in Eukaryota, Oomycota, Peronosporomycetes, Peronosporales, Peronosporaceae.
AUGUACUACGGUGGUGUGGUUAUGUCGACCACACGAGUUUCGCGAGAAUCUCUCGGUAGGAUCAUGACGACGCCAUCGGGGCGGCAUAGCAAUGUCUUUUGGACCCGUGUAUUCCUAUUCGGUGCGUCCUGUAUUGCGGGUCUUAUCAUUGCACGCCGUCGCAAGCUUCGUCGAUUUCAUCUGCAUAUUUUAAACGAGAAAUCAGCGGACUGUGGUCGUCUUUUUGCACUUGAUAUUGGCGGUACAUUGGCCAAGAUGGUCUACUUCCAGUCAACGGACGGUGCGGUUGCAGCACAGCGACGACAUAUGGAGCGACGACUGAAUCGAUCGGAUGCACUGAAGGCUAAGGAGCAAAGGCGUGUGGAAGGCAGCUUGCCGCUUAUUGAUGGCUUCAUCAUGAGCCUUCAUACGACGGACGAGGCCCAGCGCGACGAGCAACUGGAGAUGUUUGUGCCAGAAUUGGGCGGCAGUAUCCACUUUAUCAACUUCCCGACAGCAAAAAUGGACGAGAUGACAGAUUUUGUGCGCCGUCGCUUCUUCCAUCGAUAUAUCAAAAAGAUCGCGUGUACCGGCGGCGGUGCCUUCAAGUUUUCUCCGCUGUUUGAGUCACGUCUGGGUAUUGAGCUCGAGAAAGCGGACGAGAUGGAUGCUCUCAUUCAGGGACUUAACUUUGUGCUACGGUACGCUCCAAAUGAGUGUUAUACCUUCAUCAAUGUUAUCCCAGACACGCAUGGAUUGGGGAGCGCGACGAAGAUAAUCUUGCCCAAGCCAGACAAGCACGACUUGUACCCGUUCUUGCUCGUGAAUAUCGGUUCAGGUGUAAGUAUUCUAAAAAUUACAGGCGAGUCGCAGUACGAGCGCGUGUCGGGGACGAGUCUGGGUGGUGGGACAUUCCUAGGGCUAUGCCGUGCACUCUCUAAAUUGCACACGUUCGAUGAAGCGAUGGAUGCCAGUGUUGAGGGAGACUCGCAUGCAGUGGACAUGACCGUGGGCGAUAUUUACGGUCCAGCCGGCUAUGAGCAAUUUCAGCUCAAUCCCAAUACAGUUGCCAGCAGCUUUGGCAAGGCCGGCGCGCGCCGUCUACUCCAUCCACCACGAGACGUUGACGUUGCACGCUCGCUGCUCUUCAUGAUCACGCAAAACCUAGGGCAGCUGGCAUUUUUGAACGCGCGUCAAGUGGAGACCAAGCGAAUUUAUUUCUCGGGCAACUUUUUGAGGCGCAAUGAGCUGGCGUGUCGACAACUGGCUUACGCCAUCAGCUUCUGGUCCAAGGGCGAAAUGCAGGCGCAGUUCUUCCACCACGAGGGCUUUUUUGGGGCGCUUGGAACGUUCGUUCAACGUUUUGACUCGCUCUCUGACACGCCGGGUGUAUGUGAGACGAAGGAAGAGCAGGAAAAUAACAGCGAGCAGAAGCUGACCAGAGCAGCGGCAACAGCGGAGACAUCCAAGCACAAAAAGCAGCCUGAUGUACAAAUGUGA